CUUUCGACAAAUAUAGACGCGAAAUACGGAAAUCAGUAACGUGAAAAAAAUUGUAGAUAAAUUAGUGAUUUGAACUUAAACUUGAAAAAAAGGCUAUUUUUCUGAUUUACCGUAAUCGGAUUAGAACGCUUAGCUAAUAGAUCGGGUGUGAAUUGACACAAAAAUCUACUUCCAUUGGCAUCAUAAAAUGACAAAAUAUAUUUCGUAAUUAAUUUGUAUACAAAUAUUAAUUAUUGCACAUUGUGAAAAAAAUAAUAAAUCAUCAAAAAAAUAAUAAUGUCAAAUUGGAUUCUUGUCGGCCCCAUUGUGGGUAUUGUGCUACUAGCAUCUGGAUUAAUUUUAGGAUACCUCGUUUUUCCACCAAUUGUGACCAAAACAAUUGUUGAGUCGGUUCAAAUAGUAAAGGAUUCAGACCAAUACGGCCGAUGGAAGGAGGUGCCACAACCCUUAGACUUCAAAGUUUACAUUUUCAACGUUACUAAUCCACUUGAAGUGCAACAAGGUGGAACUCCAAGAGUUGAGGAAAUUGGGCCAUACGUUUAUUUACAAUAUCGUCGGAAAUACAACAUUAGAUUCAGUCGAGAUAAUGAGCAGGUAUCAUAUUAUCAACAACAGACUUUCAAAUUUGACGCAGAGCGAUCACAUCCAUAUAGAGAAGAUGACCCUAUUGUUGUACUGAACAUGCAUAUGAAUUCCAUCAUUCAGACAAUAGAACACGACUCUCCAUUCAUCUUAUCAAUGCUCAAUGGUGAAUUAAAAAAUAUUUUCGGACCAGACGCGACGUCAAUGUUUAUGACUACAACCCCAAAGAAAUUCCUAUUCGAUGGUGUUGAAUUUUGUAAAGAUGCGGUUGGUGUUGCACAACUUGUUUGUAUGACUGUAGAGGAUCGAAAAUCACAAUCGAUUACUAAAUCUGAUGACGGACGUGGAUUGAAGUUUUCAAUGUUCAGUCAUAAAAAUGUAACACAUGAUGGUCUCUAUGAGAUUAAUACAGGAAUAAGAAGAUUAGAAAAGCUGAUGAAAAUUGAGAGAUGGAAUGAACAGAAAACAUUAAAAACUUGGAAAGCUGAUAAGUUUGGAGCGCCAUCUGUAUGUCAAUAUAUUAAUGGAACUGAUGGAAGUGCUGUUGCACCAUUUAGAGAGAAGAAUGAUAACUUUUACAUCUACAGCAGUGACAUUUGCAGAUCCGUACAGCUAUUUUAUCAAAGAGAAACAGAAUACAAAGGAAUUCCUGGAUAUAGAUACGAAACACGCGAAAACUUUUUAACUGACAUUGGACCUUGCUAUGGCAAUGAAUGCUUCUGUAUAGAUAAAAUCAGUGGAGCAUUGAAAGAAGAUAAUGGAUGUCUAUAUAGUGGUGCUAUAGACCUCACAGACUGCUUAGAUGCUCCAAUUGUUGCUACACUUCCUCAUUUCUAUGGAGGACAUCCAACUUAUGAGAAAAUGAUUGACGGGAUUAAUCCAAAUCCUGAAAAGCAUCAGAUUUUCCUCGAAGUAGAACCAAGAACGGGAAGUCCAUUGAGAGGUGGAAAGAAAGCCCAAUUUAACAUGUUCCUUAAAAAGAUUGACUAUAUUACUAUGACCAGUAACUUUAAGACUCCAAGAUUAUUCCCUGUACUUUGGGUUGAUGAAGGAAUAGAACUGAAUGAUGAGAUGGCUGGCUUGAUAAAGAAUGAUCUUAUCAAUACAUUACUUAUCCUAGAUAUAGUUCAAUGGACUUUGGUUGGUGUCGGUGCCGCACUUAUUGUUGGCAUGCUUAUAUGGUUCUUCCUAGCUAAGAAGAGGAUGUCAAAGACGUCUUCAACAGAGAUCAUCACUGAUGCUUCUACAUCAAAAAGUGAAGUCAAUUGAUCUAUAAAUGUGCCAAUUUUUGCAUUUAGGUAAUUAAAUGGUUGAAGACUAUAAAGCAAUGGAAGUUGCUCAAAAUUUAGGUAAUUUUUUCUAAACAAUGAAAAGAUGUGCAGUAUUAAAGUUAAUUGUAUUUUUAUUG
Chironomus riparius is the source of this 1990-nucleotide messenger RNA. Lineage: Eukaryota; Metazoa; Arthropoda; Insecta; Diptera; Chironomidae. The record is from the annotation of a GenBank genome assembly.